Messenger RNA from Alosa alosa (allis shad), 3679 nucleotides. RefSeq names its product deltaA (gene dla). NCBI's taxonomy places the organism in Eukaryota, Metazoa, Chordata, Actinopteri, Clupeiformes, Clupeidae. The record is from RefSeq and is a predicted model, not a curated record. The transcript is spliced from 11 exons. Gene Ontology annotation, molecular function: calcium ion binding. Bases 427 to 2628 code for a protein of 733 amino acids. Gene Ontology annotation, cellular component: protein-containing complex; plasma membrane. Gene Ontology annotation, biological process: Notch signaling pathway; cell communication; multicellular organism development.
GUAGGACGCAGGAAGACGUGAGGUACAGGCCUCUGAGGAGGUUUGCUGGAAGAGAGAAAAAGCUUGGUUUAAGAACCAAGAAGGAACUAUAUCUCUAAAUGCACAUUCAUUCUUCACUGCUGUGAUCACAUCUUGGAUUAUCACCUUGGAACGGAUUUUUUUUCUCAGCAAAGGAAAGCAACACUUUAAACUUAAACUUUAGGAUUCGUUUGUGUCUAUAUGACAUGAAUGGGAACAGCGUGGCUGAUGCGGGACAGUGUCUGAAGAGUCUUUUAGGGGAAAGUUGCAUUCAAUGAAUCAUUCAGUGAAGAGAAUACGGAACUGAAAGGACUCCUUUGUCAAGGAAACAACACUGAGCUGGGAACGGAGUUACUCGAAAACCAUUUGUAUUUAUUUAUUUAUUUAUUUAUUUAUUUAUUAUUCAUCAUGGGACGCUACCUUCUAACCUUAUCACUCCUACAAGUCUUCAUAUGCCAGAUCCUCUCUUCUGGAGUCUUUGAACUCAAGUUACAAGAGUUUUUGAACAAGAAGGGGGUACAAGGAAAUAGGAACUGUUGUAAACCUGGUUUAACACCAUCAUACCAGACGCAGUGUGAAUGCAAAACCUUUUUUCGAAUUUGUCUAAAACAUUAUCAACCGAACGCAUCUCCGGAGCCCCCUUGUACCUAUGGUGGUGCUGUUACCCCCAUCCUUGGUUCAAACUCUUUCAAAGUUCCCGAUACGCUACCGGAUGGCUCCUUCACAAAUCCCAUAAGGAUGAAUUUCGGUUUUACUUGGCCGGGGACAUUUUCUCUUAUCGUUGAAGCUGUGCACGCCGAUUCCAAAGAAGAUCUUACAACCGAAAAUCCUGAGCGAAUCAUCAGUACCAUGGCUACGCAGAGACACUUGACUGUGGGGGACGACUGGUCCCAGGACCUUCAUUCCGGAGGAAGGACUGAGUUGAGAUACUCUUACCGCUUUGUCUGUGAUGAGCACUACUACGGUGACGGUUGUUCAGUGUUCUGUCGCCCCAGAGAUGAUGCUUUUGGGCACUUCACCUGUGGGGAACGAGGCGAGAUCAUUUGUGAUGCUGGAUGGAAAGGACAAUACUGUACUGAACCAAUCUGCCUCCCAGGAUGUGAUGAAGAUCAUGGAUUUUGUGAGAAACCUGGUGAAUGCAAAUGCAGAGUUGGGUUUGAGGGUCGGUACUGUGAUGAGUGCAUCCGUUACCCAGGAUGCCUGCACGGGACCUGUCAGCAACCGUGGCAAUGCAACUGUCAAGAGGGCUGGGGUGGCCUCUUCUGCAAUCAAGAUCUCAACUACUGCACACAUCACAAGCCCUGCAUGAAUGGAGCCACUUGUAGCAACACUGGCCAGGGCAGCUACACCUGCUCCUGUCGGCCUGGCUACACAGGAGCCAGCUGUGAGAUCGAGGUGAACGAAUGCGCUGGGAACCCCUGCAGGAAUGGUGGCAGCUGCACUGAUAUGGAGAACACGUACAGCUGUGCCUGCCCACCAGGUUACUAUGGGAAGAACUGUGAGUUGAGUGCCAUGACUUGCGCUGAUGGACCCUGUUUCAAUGGAGGACGCUGUGCUGACAACCCAGAUGGUGGCUACUACUGCCAGUGUCCCACAGGCUAUGCUGGCUUCAACUGUGAGAAGAAAAUUGACCACUGCACCUCCGCCCCAUGUUCCAAUGGUGCCCGAUGCGUUGACCUAGUGAACUCCUACCUUUGCCAGUGUCCAGAGGGAUUCACCGGUAUGAACUGUGACCGCAGCAGUGAUGAGUGCGCUGCGUACCCUUGCCAAAAUGGCGGCACGUGCCAAGAGGGUCCCGAGGGCUACACCUGUGUCUGUCCUCCAGGCUACACUGGCCGCAACUGCACCGCGCCCAUCAGCCGCUGCCAGCACAACCCCUGCCACAACGGGGCCACGUGCCACGAACGCAACAACCGCUACGUGUGUGCCUGUGUGCCGGGCUACGGGGGCCGCAAUUGCCAGUUCCUUCUGCCGGACCAUGCAGCGCAGAUCGCAGGCCACAUCCCCUGGACUGCAGUGGCCUCUGGCAUCCUCCUGGUGGUGCUCCUGCUGGCCGGCUGUGCGCUGGUGGUGGGCUGCAUCCGCUCCAAGGUGCAGCAGCGGCGGGAGCGUGAGGUGGACAUGGUUCAGGGCGAGACGGAGACCAUCAACAAUUUGUCCAACAACUGCCAGCGAGACAAGGAUCUGUCGGUCAGUGUGUUGGGAUCCACGCCCGUGAAGAACACGAACAAAAAAGUGGACUACCACAGUGAGCAGGACGACAUGGUGCCGGAGAAGAGCAGCUACAAGACUCGCCACGCGCAGGUGGACUACAACCUGGUGCACGAGGUGAAGAGCGAGGCCAAGCACGAGGUGAAGCUGGAGUACACGGGCAAGGAGGCGGCCGCUGCAGCAGCGAGCUGUGAAGACAUGUGCCAAUCACUCGACUGCUUCGACUCGGGCAGCGAAUACGAGGAGAAGCGCAGCAAACGUUUGAAAAGUGAUGCAUCAGAAUGUUCAGAAAGGCAGAACUACCAAGGGGUGGUGCCUGGGUGUUUCGACAAUAAAUACAAAUCUGUAUUGGUCAUGUCUGAGGAGAAAGAUGAAUGUGUAAUUGCAACAGAGGUGUAAGGGACCUGCAGGUCUACACGGUUAAUUUUUAGCCUGUGGGGAAUGUGUUGACUCCCUGUCAGAAAGUGCUGCUCUAACCUUAGGUGGAGGUGUCCCGCCUUGUGACUGCUGCUCAAAUAGAGACUUUUAACUGAUAUUCAGAGUGAGCUGGUUCUCUUCCUGAAAUGAAUGGAGGCAGUGGCGGCCUGUGGGACAGAAAGCUGUCCGGGGCCAAAGUUAUGUACCCUUUAAAAUAAUUUACCUGUAAAGUUGUUUAAAGGUGUUGGGCAAUAUGUGCUCGUCAGACCAUGUUUUUAAGGGAUUCAUCAACAUGUGAGAUGCAAUUAGUAAGAAAACGAGGAUGUAACAAAAAUGUAAAAAAGUAUUUCAGUGUUUUGCCAUUUACCGGGUCUAAUUCUGGCAACAUUGUGGCAAUGUUUUAGCAAUAUAUUGGCAACAUUUGCUGUCCGGCCAAUUCUUCAAGCCCCAUAGGCUGCUGCUGAGUGCAGGGACUGCAUCAAAAGGUGGAUGUUUGGCCAUAAUGGCCUAUUCUUCACACGUUGUGUCACAUGAUCAUGAUCCUGUCACAUAGCCUGUGGAGACUGUAUGUAUACUUGAUCACUGUGUAAAAAAGAAAACAAAAAGUGCAUCUCUCUAAGUCCUCCGAGCAUUUUUUUUAUUUUCCCUUCUUUUUUGUAAUGUUCUGUAUGGUAUUGAAUAUGUAAUUAUUAUCAAGAGUGUGAGUAUACUUUGAAAAAUGUCCUUGCUUGUCAUUGACUUUUUGUUUUGGUAAUUGCUUUUAUAUAAAAAAAAAGUUGUAUGAUUUUAUUUAAUUUAUUUUUAUUUAAUUACUAUGCUGUAUUUUGCAUAUUUGUUAUGGUUUAAAUAAUUAUUUAAUUUGAAUUUUUUAAGUUGUCGCUGUUAUUUGCAAAGGCACUUCGGGUCAUUGGGACGUGUUGAGAAAUGUUAUUUAAGAAGGAUUGUAAAAAUGUUUUUAUUGUCAUUGUUUUUGUUACUUUAAUGAAGGAUUUAGCUUAAAUUAUUUUUUCAAAUAAAGAUUAUUGAAUACUCA